AAAGAAGAUAUUAGACAAGAAGAAGUUGAAUAUAGAAAGAUUGUAUUUAGAAACAGCUAUUUAAUAUUGGAAAGAAGUUAUAAAACUAGUGCUAAUUGUGAUAAAAUAACUAGAAAAGAAGGUUUUGUUGUUUCUAAGAAAGAUGAUAAGGUUAGCAACAUUGCCGGUUUCAAGAUUAUAGAUUUUUAUAACAAAGAAAUGAGAGGAAAUAAAUUUGGAAUUAGGACUGUUAAAAAGAAUAAGUACAAUAAAGUUAGUUAUACAAGAGAAAGAAAGAUCAAAGUGUUUAUUAGAAAUCAAUCUAGUGUUUAUAAUUUUGAAGCAGGGUUUCAAAAAGUUCAAAUUGAUUAUAAACCUCAGGAAGUUGAACAGGUCUCUCUCUAA
Molecule: messenger RNA, 384 nt
Organism: Racocetra fulgida
Lineage: Eukaryota; Fungi; Glomeromycota; Glomeromycetes; Diversisporales; Gigasporaceae
Source: the annotation of a GenBank genome assembly